GCCGGCAUCACACGACUGCAAAGGUUCCCAAGACCAUGUCUUUUAUACCAAAUAUAGUUUAAGCUUGCCCUGCUAGCUAGGCGACACAUAUAAAAUGCAGAACUCAAGCUGCUUGCACUUCUAUUCCCUCUUUUGCUGCAUAACAUGGACAAUUCAUCACCACCACAGGAAGAGCAAAUCAAGUCUGACCCUCCUGCUGAGACUAAACCAUCCUUUGGCCAGCGUGUCAAACGUUGGUUGUGGCAAAAGCCAGAUCAGCAUCAAAAUGCAUGGAAACUUAUCACCAACUUGACGCCGGCUCAGAGACUGACCUUCACAGCUGCUUUCUUGGGUUGGACUCUGGAUGCACUGGAUUAUUUCUCUGUCUCUUUGACAGCCACUGCCAUCGCAAAGGACUUUGGCGUGCAAGUGAGUGAUGUGACCAGUGCCAUUACAACCACCCUCAUGUUGCGGCCCAUAGGUGCCCUGAUUUUUGGUGCUGCUGCAGAUAGAUGGGGUCGUCGUUGGCCGUUGAUCAUCGAUAUCGUUCUCUUCUCUAUCAUCAAUCUGGCCAGUGGCUUCGCUCCUAACCUCCCUACCUUCAUCGGCCUCCGUGCUGUGUUUGGUAUUUGUAUGGGCGGUGAAUGGGGUCUUGGAGCCUCUCUGGCCUUGGAAGCCCUGCCGGUGGAAGCCCGUGGUAUUUUCUCUGGUAUCCUGCAGGAAGGCUAUGCUGCUGGUUAUUUGCUGGCAACGCUACUUAAUUACGGAAUUGUUGCUCAAGGAGGAAAAUCAUGGAGAGCUUUGUUCUGGACAGGCGCCGGUAUUGGCUUGCUCGCCGUCUUCAUUCGAGUGUUUGUUCCGGAAUCCGAAACGUUUCAAAAGACAGCCGAGGCCCGUAAAGCGAGCGGAGUGACCUACUGGCAGGAAGUGAAAACUGUGCUUCGAACCAAAUACCUACGCCUCAUUUACAUGGUCGUCCUUAUGUCCUUCUUCAAUUUCAUGAGCCAUGGAUCUCAGGAUCUUUAUCCAUCCUUCUUAACCAAGCAACUCGGCUAUACCGCAGAGCAACAGACAGUCACGAGUGUGAUCUAUAAUAUUGGUGCUAUUAUGGGAGGUACUAUUGUGGGUUAUUUCUCACAAUACUUUGGCAGAAAGCGUUCUAUUAUCGUAUGCGCUAUUGUCGGUGGGGCUAUUAUCCCUCUGUGGGUAUUUGCUCCCAACAUUGCCAGUCUUCAGUUCGGAGCAUGGUUGAUGCAGUUUUGCGUCCAAGGCGCCUGGGGUGUCAUUCCUGCUCAUCUGACUGAAUUAUCACCACCAGCCUUCCGUGGUAUCAUGCCAGGUUUGUCGUACCAACUCGGUAAUUUGGUGUCUGCUGCUAGCGCCCAAAUCGAAGCCACGAUUGGUGAACAUUACCCUGUUCGUAACGCUGAUGGAACCCUAAAGCACGACGCAACUGGAGCUACCAUUCCAGAUUAUGGCUUGACCCAAGCUAUUUUCAUGGGAUGUGUCUUUGCCGGUGUUAUUAUUACCACUGCUGUUGGUAUGGAAGAACGCGGAAAGGACUUCAACGCCCAUUUGGUCACCAACCCAACCACGGGCGAGGCCAUUGGAGAGGAAGACAUCAACGCUGGUCGUGAAGAGGAUGGCCAGGAAGAAGCUGCUCAUAAGGAGCGAACUUCUGAUGUUUCGUACACUGAUGAUGACAAACGAGUGGAGCAAAUUGAAGUAAAAUAGCUGCGCAUGCUGUGAAUGUUAUUGUAAUAUCAUCGUCUGUUAUGAGAACUAUUAGUAAAUAAAUGAAUAUUCUUGCUGUGAUAACUUCUACCCC
Molecule: messenger RNA, 1807 nt
Organism: Umbelopsis ramanniana AG
Lineage: Eukaryota; Fungi; Mucoromycota; Umbelopsidomycetes; Umbelopsidales; Umbelopsidaceae
Exons: 8
Coding region: 145-1713 (522 amino acids)
Biological process (GO): transmembrane transport; carboxylic acid transport
Cellular component (GO): plasma membrane
Molecular function (GO): carboxylic acid transmembrane transporter activity
Source: RefSeq, a predicted model, not a curated record